CGAUGUUCUGUUAUCGGGCUAGACGUCCUUGUUGUUUUCCUACACGACUGAAUUUCCGCGCUCUCCCGCCACCGGGCCCCACCUCAGUGCGCCUGUCUUGACGCGCGCGCGCGCUCGCCCCCCAGAUCACCGCCGCUAUUGUCGCGGUAUACAGAUUUUCGAAUAUUUUGCCCACACGUAAAAUAAUAAUAAUAGUAAUAACAACGAAAAAUAUUAUAAACAAAUAGCGAUUAGCGAGCCGUUCAGUGAACAUACACAUAACGCCCUGACGUUAAAUUAAUAUUUGUCCAAUUCGUGUGCAGGACCCCUCCGCGCUAGGCAUGCCCGUCAAAGUGGAUAUAACGCCCAGACCUCCGGCAAACUCAAAACAACUAGGGGUCACCGGGUCUAUAUUGUACAGCGGAUCGAAAUUUCAAGGGUUUCAGAGGUCCAAAGGAAACAGCUACGAGGUGGAAGUUGUACUGCAGUAUGUUGACGAGCAAAACGGUUAUCUGUGCGGUUAUCUAAAAAUUAAAGGUCUUACUGAAGAGUUUCCCAAUUUGACCACUUAUUUUGAUGGAGAAAUCAUUAACAAAAAGUGUCCAUUUUUGACGAGAAAAUGGGAUGCAGACGAAGAAGUUGACAAGAAACAUUGGAACAAAUUUGCUGCGUUUUGUCAGUACGCUAAGACUUUCAAUUCUGAUGCAUUCGACUAUGAUGAACUAAAAAAUGCUGAUCAUGUAUUUAUGCGUUGGAAGGAGCAUUUUCUAGUACCCGAUCACACAAUACGUGAUAUUAGUGGUGCGUCAUUUGCUGGUUUCUAUUAUAUAUGUUUUCAGAAAUCAACUUCUUCAAUUGAAGGAUAUUACUAUCAUCGGAGUUCUGAAUGGUAUCAAACGUUAUGUUUGACACAUGUCCCAGAACAUAGUACUCAGAUCUACGAAUUUAGGUGAUUUGAAGAAUACCUACUCAUAAUACAAUGAAAAUAGUACAGGAGUACAUGAAAUUACCUCAAAGCUUUUAGUGUUGUCUAAAGCUUACUGUGAUUUUUUUAAGCAUUUUUCCUUUUUAAUAGGUAACUAAUUUAUUUUCUACCUAUGUAUUUUAAAUUAAUGGAUAUAACCUACUAAAUUAUGUUGUCUUUGUACAUUACAUAUUUUACAAUAAACAUUUUACUUGAAUGUUUUUAGUCUUGACAUUUAUCAGUAUGUUAAAAGUUAUAACCUUAUUUACAUGAAAUAAAUCAUACAAUAAAUUGUAACUGUUUAUGAUAUAUAACCAUGUCAAAACUGAUAGAUGUAUUAAAACAAUGAUAAAUGUGUGC
Messenger RNA from Rhopalosiphum maidis (corn leaf aphid), 1303 nucleotides. Its product is annotated as glucose-induced degradation protein 4 homolog. The record is from RefSeq and is a predicted model, not a curated record. Gene Ontology annotation, biological process: protein targeting to vacuole; proteasome-mediated ubiquitin-dependent protein catabolic process; protein catabolic process in the vacuole. Gene Ontology annotation, cellular component: extrinsic component of membrane; GID complex. The coding region runs from base 321 to 932 and encodes 203 amino acids. The transcript is spliced from 4 exons. Lineage: Eukaryota; Metazoa; Arthropoda; Insecta; Hemiptera; Aphididae.